AUGGGGAAUCAGUGCUGCGCGGGCCGUGACAAUGCGUACAAACGGAAGGCCCAGGAGAACGAAUAUGCGAACCGGGGCUCUUUCCGGCAUAUGCUGUCGUUCGGAGCAGUUGGCGACGAUGUCGUGCGCUUUGAUCGGGCGUACGACAACAACGAUAUUGCAGAGUUCGUCAGACUCUGCAGUUCCACGUGCGAGAUCGAGAAGCUAGAGGAGCGCAUGCACCCGUGGGCUGCAGACCCGGAGACCAUCGGCGCCCUCGCUGCGACGCAGCUGGCCAUCUUCUCGUCUCGGGAGCAGGAGCCGCAUAUGAAAGACGAAAUCCGAGAAGCUGGCGGAAUUGAAGCGCUCGUCAAAUUGCUGGCAUCCAAAGAGCUAGAUCGGAAGCAUGCGGCUGUUGUAGCCCUUUCCUUUCUCUCCGUUGACAAUGUUGAGAACUGCAUCGCCAUGUACAACGCGGGAGCUCUGCCGUACCUGAUUCAAGGCAUGAAAGGCGACAUUGAAGGCAUGCGGGCUGCGUGCGCUCAAACCGCUCGAAAUAUUUACGUCCUCGACGUCAAAUAUCGCCGCGAAUUCAUGAAAAAUGGAGGUGUGACGCAGCUGGUCCGAUUCCUUGACAUAAACCCGGAGGCAACGAACGUUUACACGCAGUUGGAAGCGAUCUACCAUCUGGAAGACUUAAUUGGAGAUGAGAACGACGAGAUCCCCGAGUUUGUUCAAGCAGUCAAGGCUGCAGGUGCAAUCCCCAAAUUGAAGAAGCUGCAAGACUGUAAAGACCAAGACGUUGCCGACGCCGCGAAUCUCCUUUUGGUUCGACUAUCGGAAUGA
Neospora caninum is the source of this 825-nucleotide messenger RNA. Its product is annotated as armadillo/beta-catenin-like repeat-containing protein. The coding region runs from base 1 to 825 and encodes 274 amino acids. The record is from RefSeq and is a predicted model, not a curated record. Gene Ontology annotation, molecular function: protein binding. Lineage: Eukaryota; Apicomplexa; Conoidasida; Eucoccidiorida; Sarcocystidae. The transcript has 10 exons.